AUGGAGAGGAAACAACUCAGCGACGACUUGCUCUCAGCAGCCACCAACGGUUACGCUGAGGUUGUUGAACUCAUCCUUGAUGAGCCUGAGGCGGUUGAUGUGGUGGAUGAGCCCGACAAGGAUGGAAACUCGCCUCUUAUCCUGGCGGCAACCGGCGGCCACGUGGACGUCGUGGAUCUGCUUCUUGAGAAGACAGCCGCCGUGAACCGCUUAGGUCACGAGAAAAUUUCACCCAUCCGAGCGGCUUUGGUUGGCGGACACUCCGAGGUAGCCGAACUGCUUCUCAGACAGCCCGAUUUCAGCAUCAAGGCCUGCGAAUGGACGCCUUUAAACUCGGCCGCCUCGCAAGGUUUCUUGAGGGUGGUGAAGCUUCUUCUUACUGCCGGAGCCGAUCUAGACCAGCUGGACGAUGACAACUCCACUCCGCUGCAUCUCGCCUCUGCCAACGGCCAUGCAAUGGUGGUCAAAAGGCUGCUCCAGAAGGCCAAUCGCCGGGGCCGGACUAACCCGUCUCUGGAGCUGCGCUCUGGGAGUGGUUUGACGCCUCUGAUUGCAGCUGCGACCGAGGGCCACUCACGGGUAGUGCAGCUUCUCCUUGACGAAGGCGCCAACGUUGACGCUGUUGGGAAAAACAACGAGACGGCGCUCAAGGGCGCCAUCAAGAAUGGCCAUGCCGAUGUCAUCAAGUUGCUAUAUGAUUAUAUGAAGGAGCGACGCCCGCGGGAAUACCCACCCAUUGACGACUUUGAAGGCAGUAAGCUUGGGUAG
Messenger RNA from Chaetomium globosum CBS 148.51, 768 nucleotides. RefSeq lists its product as uncharacterized. Gene Ontology annotation, molecular function: protein binding. The record is from RefSeq and is a predicted model, not a curated record. Lineage: Eukaryota; Fungi; Ascomycota; Sordariomycetes; Sordariales; Chaetomiaceae. The transcript has a single exon. The coding region runs from base 1 to 768 and encodes 255 amino acids.